Molecule: messenger RNA, 4441 nt
Organism: Chroicocephalus ridibundus (black-headed gull)
Lineage: Eukaryota; Metazoa; Chordata; Aves; Charadriiformes; Laridae
Gene: METTL6
Product: methyltransferase 6, tRNA N3-cytidine
Exons: 6
Coding region: 238-1116 (292 amino acids)
Source: RefSeq, a predicted model, not a curated record
GGGCGCUGAGGUGAGGAACGAAGCCCGGGGAGGCGGCACGAAGGAGGUGGUGAGGAGCCGGGGAGACAUGAAGACUCCGUGGUGGCGGGCUGAAGGGCCCCACAGGCCGGCAGGAAAGGGAUAGCCCUUAACAAAUCCUUGGCUAUUUUACCUAAGUUAAGUGAUGGAAACAUACACUGAAGAAAAAAUAAACACCUUUGGGUCUUUGGCAUUCAUAUUUGUGAGAAAGAAUCUAGGAUGUUCCAAGAAAACACAUCAGCCAAUUGCUUAAGUAGAAUAACAACAUCUACUGAAGAUGCCGCUUUCCAAAAAAAAGGCCACAGGGCAAGAAUCCUUAGCCCAGAAGAAGCUGAGAAGCUGGCAAAAGAUCAGGUUUUGGUGUCUGAGUUCAAACAGCUAAAACUGGAGAAAGAGGCACAGAAGAACUGGGAUCUGUUUUACAAAAGAAACAGCACCAACUUCUUCAAAGACAGACAUUGGACAACCAGAGAAUUUCAAGAGUUAAAAGCAUGUCGGGAGUUUGCAGAUCAGAAACUGACCAUUCUGGAAGCAGGCUGUGGGGUUGGGAACUGCUUGUUUCCACUCUUAGAAGAAGAUCUGAAUAUUUUUGCCUAUGCUUGUGAUUUCUCUCCUAGAGCUGUUGAGUAUGUGAAGCAAAAUCCCUUGUACAGUACUGAAAGAUGUAAAGUGUUCCAGUGUGAUCUUACCAAAGAUGAUCUUCUAGAAAAUAUACCAGCAGAUUCUGUGGAUGUUGUCACACUUAUAUUUGUGCUUUCUGCCAUUCAUCCUGACAAAAUGCAUCUUGUCUUGAAGAAUAUUUACAAGGUAUUAAAACCAGGCAAGUGUGUCUUGUUCAGAGACUAUGGACUGUAUGAUCAUGCAAUGCUCAGGUUUAAAUCUGGCAGCAAACUUGGAGAAAACUUUUAUGUUAGACAAGAUGGGACAAGAUCGUAUUUUUUUACUGAAGAGUUCUUGUCUCAGCUUUUCAAGGCUGAGGGAUAUGAGCAAGUGGUCAAUGAAUAUGUGCAGCGAGAAACUGUGAAUAGGAAAGAAGACUUGCGUGUUCCAAGAGUUUUUCUUCAAAGCAAAUUUCAAAAGCCUUUCAGUAAGACAUAAGUUCUUGCUGAUUAGCAACAGCAUUGCUUGUUUGAAAUGGAAGCUAGCAUGUAGUUUUUCCUUGUAUAUGCUCAUCUUUCUGGUAAACCAGAAAUGACUGCAUCCAGUACCUCUGGUGGGUUUUCAUCCUCAGAUAUGAAAUAUGAAUGCUAUUUCUAACUCAAAUUUAAGAUGGUUUAGUGAUGCAGGCAACCUGUUGAGUAUCUGUAUUCCUGCUUCUAAAGUAAAUCCUGUGCAGUAUUGUUGGAGGAUCAGGUAAAGCCCACUAAAUAUGGUUCAUUUUAAGCAAUAGUUUUCAUUAGUUAUUAUCAUAAUUGUUAUUUCUGUUUUUAUUAAAACUAAUUUUUAAAUAAGUAUCCUGUGUUUCCUGUCACUUAUGGGUUUUGUGCCCUGUUAAAGUUACAGUGUUUCAUCUGCUUUCAGUACUCCUAGGACUUCUGAGUAUAAUUUCUCUGAUACAGGAAUGAAACAGACUCAGUGAGUGGUAUAAUGUAAGUGGCUUUGAUAUUUUAAUAAUGGUUCUGUUUUUAAUGUGCUCAGCAUUUAGGUAUGUAAACAAAUGUUUAUAUUCUAAAUAAGAUCCUAAUUUAUCUGAUUUCAUGCUUAAAGAGAAUUGUUAGAGGAUCAGGUUGUCUUCAUUUCUAAUUAAUUUCAGAGGUUCUUCAUUUGAUGAGCAGAAAUAGUUGAGGUUUUGCAAGUCAGUUUCUCAUUCGGAACUGAAAUCAGUGAGUCAGAAGUACUUUCUUUUAUAUCAAGUGUAGUCAGCUGCUGCUUUCCUGGGCAGAGGUCUUAAUUCUUUUCCAACACUCUCAGGAACGCUGUUGGUCUUUGCUGUUCCUAUCACUAAAAGCCACUGUAUUAAUGCUACGGCUCAUAGCAAGCCACAGACUUGACUGCUUGAAGGAACUUCAUUCUUUCCCUUUAACAGCCCUGGCACUUUGCACUACAGAACCUCUUCUUUGUUCUUGGAUGACAUAAUCUCAAAAACAUGUCUGGAUCUUAAACCUGCAUUUUGAACAGCUGCUCUGCAGCAGAGGAAACUCAGAAGUAUUGGUGACUUGUGCAAUGGGCUGUGCUGAUCUUGUGUAAUGUAGGCAAGGUGCAACAAGGGAAAUUCCAAUGAAAUAGUGGAACCUCCGUCCUUGGAAAUACCUGUAAAUGGACUGGGCAAGGCCUUGAGCAACUUGUGGCUUUAUUUCAGAGUGUCCCUAUUCUGAGUAGGGAUUCCAUCUCUUGCAAUAUAUAUUUGUAUGUGAUUGAUUGAUUGAUUGACUCAGGCUGUCAUUCCACUGGGCUUAUGUGUUGGUAGAUGACCCACUCAUACACAUCUGACUUGGACCAGAGGUGAGUAUUUGCCUCUAUUUGUGACGAACUAGCCGUAAGGUGUGAUAAUGAUCUAAUGAUUUCUUUUUUUUUCCAGUGCGCUUAACACUGGCUGUGUGUGGGUGGAGGGAAAGAAAUAGUAACUUUUCCAGCGUAAAGCCUAAUGCUACAAAGUUAACCAGUCAGAAUUUUUUGAGCAAAUUGGAGCGGCCAGUGGUCUUAUUCAGUUGAUACGUUUAUAAAUAAAUUUGCAGCAGAUCAUCGCUUUGCAUCAGGGCACCACAGCUUUUUUUGGUCUGAUACCAUGAGCCCCGAAGCUGGAUUUAUUGUGUCAUCCAACUUUGGUCUCAGAGGAAAAAGAGAUUAAACCACACUAUUCUCCUAAUGACUCUUUGAGGAGGGUUAUUACAUGACAUCUCCUUUUUUUAUGGAGAGUAUCAUCCUGGGGAUUUAUGCACUGCUGACCCCUGGUGCGCAACCCAUUAGCACUUUCUGCCAUACUAGCGAUAAAUAUCUAGUAGUAUUUACAGUAAAUGAAAAAAUAUGUUAAAAAGGAUAUAACAAUGAUAGCGUUAUUAUAAUCUGCGCAAUCAUAAUUUUGUGGCUUCCCUCAGCAAAUGUUCAUCUUUAAUACAGCAGUUCUGCAAUGACUGCAUGUAGUCUGAGCUCUGUUGACUUUUAGUGGGAUUUGAACCCUGUAACACCAAGUGACUUAUAAGACUGAAUGUAUGGUCCUUUUAGAGUAUACAGCAUGUAAAUGAGGCUGAAGGAUGGCUCCUCAUCACUUUGGCAUAUGAUUGUCAGCAUAUGCAAAUGCAUGUGCACUGAAGUGAGCAUCCCAGAAAGGAAAUGAAAUGCAGCAAUUGUUAAAAAUAUUAAUUGGAAGGUUUGAGUCAACCCAAUACACAGCUGCAGACAGCCAUUGGCUUCCUUUUUACACUGAACUAGCUAUUGGCUGAACAAUAAUACACCUUUUUGUGGCUGUAGCGUCAGUGUUUCUGUGUGUUUCUGCUUGAGGAACUACUGUCACUUUUUAUGUAGCAACACAUUAAAUGGAGAGUAGUAGUUCUAAUUUAUUUGUUUCUCAUUCAGUCUCAUUUCCAGCCAGACCUGGAAAAUAAAGUAGCAUGCGUUAGCGCCCCUGACAGAAAGGCCUUCAGCUAUAGUUGCCAUAAAGCAGAGAUUAUUUUCAGGUGAAUGGUCAGAAAGCUUUAUUUGGUCUCUAUGCCUCUGCUUCUGUAAACUCUAAAUCAUUACAAGUUUUUGUAACUGUGGUAAAGUUUGAGGAAGUUGAGUCAGCUUUAAGAAAUCCUGGCCUCAUCAUGUGAGAUGCAAUAAGUGAUGGUAUGCAUGUGGCUAUUGUAGUGCUGAGUAAAGUGGGUAUAUUUCCCCCCCGCAACCCUUCAGCCUUUCCAAGCUUGUGUAAGCUCACCAGAGGUGGCACAUGCCAAGGAUACUCCUAUCUAGUAUCCUUGCUUGAAGAACUGUCCUUGGGGAGAUGUGUUAACCAGGGUAAAUAAUGUCAAAAAGACUUGGAAAAAAUAUACAUGCACUGAAUCAUGCUCACCUUGCACAAACAAGCUACUAUGCCGUGAUUGUAAUAAACAUCUUGAUUGUUCUUUGUUUUAAUGGAGGCUGCUGAGACAGACUCAGUUGUCUGUAGAAGACUUUCCUUUUGUUUCCCUUAACCUGAACUAGCUGCCCUAUCUGGCAAGCAUAAGUAGUAAGUUACUUCAUGCUAUCACUUUGUUCUGAGCAAUAUUUAGAAUAGAAGCAAAUUAUUAAGAAAACCCAAUUUAUUUAUUUUUUAAUUUUUUUUUUUUAUGGUUUGGUACACUGUGACUAUAUUCUCUGAUGUUUAAUAAAGAACGAACUCUGGUUAAAGCUUUUCCUGUGGUUAGGGAAUCCUAAAUGUCACUUUACAGUGUGGGAUUCUCUGAUGUCUCCUACUGGAAUUAGACAGCUUAUAUUAAAGGACCAUGUUAAUGGGGCAGUACAUCAG